AUGGCCGUCUACACCAGCCCGCCGAGCCCCCUGUACGCGUCGCCGGAGCUCGAGACGCCCCCCCGCGGCUCGGCGGCGCCCUGCGCCACGCCCGCCUCCCCGUCGCCGGCCACCUCCCACCGCCACGCCGGGGCGGCAGCGGGGCUACUCCUCCUGCCCGCAGCCCUCCUCCUCACCGUCGCCGCUCAAGUGGCGGGACCAGCUCCACCACAGCCCUGCCCCGCUCUUCCACAGCUCGGCCUCCCUCGCCGGCCGCCGGGAGCCCCUCGGCCUCCCGGCUCGCCGGCCGCGAACGCGACCGCCUCUUCUCCGGCUUCGUGCGGAGCGCGCUCGGCACCUGCAUCGACUACGCUCCGCUCACCACCUCACCCCCUGCCCGUCGACGCCGCCGAGCUCGCCUUCGACCUCAACGACAGCCUCGCGGAGGCGGAGCCGUCGACCGAGCCUUACGCCGAGACCUCCUCGCCGUCGAACACCUUGCGGGCGGCGAUGAGGGGUGGCGGAAAAAGGAGGAGAAUGCCGGGGAGGGAUAAGAUUGGUUCAUCGGGCCAGGAACCUCUUCCUCGGCGCGUGGAACGGAACUACGGAAGGGCCGUCAUUGGCGAGCUCGUUAGGGACUGCGCUCCCUCCUCCAUGUUUGCUGUGAAGGGUGCGGAUCUGGAGGUCAGGAGGGUGGAGCUGGAUAUGAAGCGGCGGCGGCGGUGUGCCCUAAAGGUGCCCCGAGACGAGGGGAGCGGGGGCGAAUUGAGGAUUUCACUUUAG
Molecule: messenger RNA, 762 nt
Organism: Lolium perenne
Lineage: Eukaryota; Viridiplantae; Streptophyta; Magnoliopsida; Poales; Poaceae
Source: RefSeq, a predicted model, not a curated record